Messenger RNA from Symbiodinium sp. CCMP2592, 4188 nucleotides. The record is from the annotation of a GenBank genome assembly. Lineage: Eukaryota; Dinophyceae; Suessiales; Symbiodiniaceae.
AUGGCGGCCUUCUCCGAGUCGGGGCCAGUGUUCAAAUCACGAUGUGCCCAGGUCGGUUUGACAUCUGCGGAUGUCGAAAAACUCGAGAAGGUGGGUGUGGAUUCACUCGCAAAGGUCGCUUUCAUGACGAGCUACACGCCGGGCUCUGGCGAUGACAAGGACCUCAUCGCGGCGUUCGAGUCGGCCCUCGGGACGCCGCCCUCUGUAGGGCAGAAAAGCUCCUUCCGAAGGUUAUUUCAUGAAGCAUAUGCUGUUACCACUUCGGAAAUGAAGAUGCUUGUGGAGCGGACGGAUGAAUCCAUCCCAAGAAAAUUGAGCGUCCCAGAGAGAUCUGAGCGGUUCGAGGUAGUGAGCAAACGCCUUGUGGGCCUUUCGAUCAAGAAUCGUCUUGAGCCUGCUGAUAGCCUCGUCGACUCCUUCGUGUCGCAGUAUGAGCAGGACAAGUUGCAGUUUGUCCCGUGGGAGAAGCUUGUUUCCAAAGAACAAGAGGCCUCAACAGGGGCAAAGCGAGAGCCUUUCUUCUCGCUGGACAGUACGGGCAAGCUCAGGUCGGAGACGAAGGUUGAGGUCCGUGCCGACACUAGCACGGAGCUGCUCUUGCAGCUCGCGCUUCAGAGGCGCGGCAUCGCUAUGGAAAUGGCGAACAUCCUUGACUACCAUCGUCACCACAUGUGGGUCGAGCGCCUUCUUGCAGCGCGCCUCGACGCACCUCCGUCGACGCACAUGCAGCCCACACUUGAUCAGUGUCAGCAGGCUGAUAGGAAGCUUUGGCAGCUUCUCGGAGAAGCGACUCGCUCAGGCAUCCAGCUCAAAGCUGGGGGGCGUCCAUUGGACACCAUCUUCGAGAGCACGUGGCAGUCACCAGAGGUGCUUCAUCUGCUUCAGCCGAUGCCUCGGGCAGCAGGCGCUUCAGUCACGCAGCAGGUGGCACCGCCGCCGAGGCCGCACGGGCCGGGCCCGUAUGAUCGUCCGGGCAAAGGCCGGAAGGGCACAGGGAAAGGUGCCAAGGGCACCAAAGGCAGCGGGAAAGCGUCCUGGAAUGCAAUCUGUGUGGGCCAGAAUACGCUGUCGGAUUUUCACAGGGCGGCCAGCUCUUGCAGCAGGCACUUCCGCGGCCACGAGUCCCACAGGUGGGCAACCUUCCGAGUUGCUCCCGUUGGGCUUUCCGUGUGGAUCCGCCGCUGUGACUUCGCAGUCUACUGGCGCGCAAUCUCCGCCCCAGCCUGCCACUUCUGGGAUGCCAAGGUGUCGCCUUCGCGGCAUGAAAAGCCUUUGUUCUUAGAGAUUUGUAGCGGGUCGGCUAUGCUGUCUUAUGUCGCCAAGGAGGCAGGCUACACUGUUGUGCCAAUCGAUUGGCAUCACAACAAACAACGCUCAUGUGUACAUGCUCUGCAGCUUGAUCUCCGCCUCGCCAGCACGUGGUCAUUCUUGCGGCGCAUUUGCUCAGAAUACCAUGUCGCUUGGAUCCACAUGGUAGAUCAAGCUCGCGUUGAGAGUGCCAACUCCAUCUACGACAACAUGGAGUCCUUCUGCGACUGGCUGCUUCGAUCCAUGCCUCAUAUCCCGUUCUCUGUUGAGAACCCGUUGCACAGCUACCUUUGGCAAUUCCCGAAGUGGGCCGCAAUGGUCCAACGGCACUCCUUUGUCACAUUUGACUCGUGCCGGCACGGCUCGCAACGCAAGAAGGCCACGGCCCUUCUCACCAAUUCUGACUUCCUGCACUGCCUUUCGGGACCCUGUCCCGGCUGCUCCUCGCAUCUCCCAUGGGGUAAGCAAGGUCGCACCUUUGCAACCGCUGCAGCGACAGGGUAUCCUAAGCUUCUUUGUGAACGGAUCAUCUCCUGUGUGGACAAGUCGGCCACCUUGCAGGGCAUUGCGCCGGACCGACUGACUGUUUCAAAGGUCUCUGCUGCACGCGCCGCUGGUCAGGUGCAGCCAAGGGGGCGAAAGUUCCCACCGAUCAUUUCUGAAUUUGCUUAUACCGUUUCCGUUGGCAGCGCGGCAGCCCCCACUCUCAAUUCCAAACAUUGCUUGUCAUCUGCAUGGAACGGCGUCCCUGCAGGUUCAAAGCUCCUCCGGGAGUCAGUGGAGAGGGGAGGUUCGCGACUCCCUGAGGGCAACAAGUUCUACGUGUUCGGAGUGUAUCGGUCCAUGCAGGCCUUCUUGAACGAAGCAAAGCUAGUCGUGCAUCCGUUUGAUUCCGCCAGGUCACUCCCAGAUGAACUUUUGCGAGUCUUGUUCGACACACCCACUAAGGGUCCGGUCGAUACGAUGAAACAUCGCCUUCUUAAGCUGCAGCACUGGCGUGCCCUUGCCAAACAGCUUGAGCCCGAAGAAGAGAAAAUCAGGUCGGCCAUGGAUCCGUGUGUGCGGAAGGUCCUCGGCAACAAGCGUAUAGCGCUCAUGAAGAGCGUUGCUGCAGAAUUGUCGUGGCCUGACACCACUCUCUUCGACGACCUUGCCGCCGGUUUUAAAUUAACUGGUUACUUAGGGCGCACGGGGGUCUUUGCUAGUGACGUUAAGCCUGCCACGAUGGACCUUGAUGAAUUUUGGUCGAGCGCCCCGCUUCGCAGGGAAACUCUUCUUGAAAAAGUCAAGGGCCAAAAGGACCAUGACUAUGCCGAGGAGCUCUGGAACAUGACGCUUGAAGAGUCCGAUAAGUCUGGGAAGAGCUGGCUUGACGGCCCGAUCGAUGUCGACUCUCUGGGGAGCAUGUUCCCCGACGGUUGGAACGCCUGCCGGCGUUUUGCAGUCUGGCAGGGCAAAUGGCGUGCCAUUGAUGACUUCUCGGAAGCUGCGGUGAAUGCGUGCUUCGGGUGUUUUGAACGCGUCACUCUCAAAGCUCUUGAUGAAAUCUGUUGGCUGUGCAUGCAAGUUUUCCGCGCCGCUAAGAAGUCGGGCUUUCUUGAUCUGGAACUCAGCUCGGGUGAGAGACUCAGGGGGCCUGUCCAUACUGCGUGGAAGGACCUCGACCGUGUUCGUCCUCACUGCAAGACAUAUGACCUUCAUGCUGCAUACAAGCAGCUUGCGUUGCACCCUGGGGAAAGGUCGAAAUCCAUUAUCCUGCUCCGGGAGCCCGGCUCCCGCGCUGUCAAGGCCUUUGUGUGCAAUACUCUGCCCUUCGGGGCUUCGGCCUCGGUUAUGCAGUUCAACAGGGUGGCGUUAUUCUUGCAAAGGGUUCUUUGGGAUCUGAGGGUAGCUGUGACUUGCUACUACGACGACUUCCCGACGAUGACUCCCUCUUUCUUGUCGGGCGGAACGGACAAUGCGGUUCAUGCCCUCAUGGACUUGUUCGGCUUCUCCUUGUCCGAGAAAGAGAAGCCGUUCUCAUGCACCGCAGAAACUUUGGGUGUUGUGCUAGAUACGUCUGAUCCUGACAUGGGGCACAUCUUCGUAUCGAACAAGCCUGAACGGGCUGCCAUGCUCGAGGGGUCCGUAGGCCGCAUCCUCGAACAAGGCCAGGUGGACACGAGGGAGCUGCCUUCCCUCCUUGGUAAACUUCGCUUUGCGGAUGCUCAGCUGCUCGGUCGCACGGGGCGCCUGGCCCUUGCUGACCUUAGGCUCCUAGGCGAUAAAGGGGGUGUCCUUCAGCUGACUGACUCACAAUCGAAUGCCUUGGCCGUUCUGAGGGCGAGACUUCUUGCGAGCAGACCCCGCGCCAUUGCUGCGAGCCCGCCUUCGAAUCCAGUCCUCAUCUUCACAGAUGGCGCAUGCGACCCGUGUGAGGGCGGCUUCACCACCGGCGUUGGAGGUGUCAUCUUCAUUCCCAGCAAAGGGGUGGCCAGGGCUUUCGGCUGCAGGGUUCCGGGCAAGCUUGUCAAGCAAUGGGCCGAGGGCAGGAAACACAUUAUAGGGCAAGUCGAGCUUUACGCGGUCGUGCUCGCCAGGAUCUUAUGGUCGAGUUACAUCGAUGGCGAAAGGUGCUUAUUCUUCGUCGACCAUUCCGGUGUGUUGAGUGCCUGUAUCAACUCGAACUCGAUCGAUGCAUCUUGGAGGAGCCUUCUCCUCCAUCUGGAGGCUGCCGACGAAGCACGCCCGUGCUUGCCCUGGUUUCAUCGUGUCCCGAGCCAGAGCAACAUCGCAGACCCACCGUCGCGUGGCAGAUGGGACGAAUUGUCGUUCCUUGGACCUUUCACUCGUGAUACGCCGGCAUGCUUUGUCACAGGUGAAACGCUUGAAGCAACGUAA